This is a messenger RNA of Miscanthus lutarioriparius, 1668 nucleotides long. The record is from the annotation of a GenBank genome assembly. Lineage: Eukaryota; Viridiplantae; Streptophyta; Magnoliopsida; Poales; Poaceae.
AUGGCGGCGGCGGUGUGGAUGGCCGUGAACCUUCUUGGCGUGUGGUGGCGCGCAUGCUCAACCGCUCAAGCCGGAGGCGAUACAUCGAGUACAUCAAGGCAAGACCUCGUGGUGGACCAUACCUUCUGGCGUAUGCUGCUCCUUGUCGUGGGCCUCUCAAUGCUCAAAAAAGCAGAUCAUGGGCUGCUGACGCCUCCCAUGACGGCCUUCCUCAUCGGCCUCGCCAUGCCACGCGAGGGCCCAACUAGGACGCUAAUGGAGGACCACCGCCUCGCCUACCCAUGCACCAGCUCUUCAUGCCACUGCGCCGGGGCCAUCGGUGCUCGCCUCGACUUCGCCAAGAUUGGGAACUUCACGGUGGUCCAGCUCAUCGUGGCCGUUACCUUCACCACGUUGUUGAGCACGGCGGGGAAGGUGGCCGGCACCGUGCUGGCAGGGCGGGCGUUGGGCAUCGCCACUCGAGAGGCCGUCGUGCUGGGUGCACUGCUCAACGUCAAGGGCUACUCGGAUAUCCUCGCCAUCAACUUUGGGAACAAGAUCAAUGUAUGGGGAGAGACCAUGCAGGUGGUGCUUCUCAUAUCGUCCAUCAUCAACACAUUCAUGGCCGGGCCUGCGUCCGCCGCCAUCGUCCGCCAGCAGCGUCGCGCCUCCGGCUAUCGCUCGCGCUGCCUCGAGGACCUUAGCGUGGACCAUGAGCUCCGCAUGCUCGUAUGCAUCCACGGCGCCACUAGCGUCUACUCGAUGCUCACGCUUAGUGACCUCUCCAAGGGCAGGGCACCGGUCGCCGUGUACCUGUUGCACCUUGUCGAGCUUGUGACAUCGCACAAGUACGCCAUCACGCAGCAGCUGUACCAUGCCCGAGACGGUGGCCAGGAUGAAGACGAGUGGGGCUACGCGCGUGAGAUCGAGCAGGUGGCCUCCACCGUGGCGACCUUCACCUAUGACAAUGCCAUCCUCAUCCUGCAUAGGGCUCCUUGCACGGUGGGGAUCCUUGUGGGUAUUGUUUUUGCUAAUGAGGUCACGGAGAGAAUCAUCGGUGGUGGCGUUGUUCUGGCGGUCUUGAUGAGGAGGCGAUGUCAUAUGCAAUACUACAUCGUCGCGGCGGAUGGUGGCGAGUGCAACCAUCGAUGUGAUGUUGUGUGCAGGUUCCUUCUUCCAAGCGGAAGGGGUUUAUCGGGCAACCCGAAGGUGAUGGAGGAGGCCAUGGAAGAUGAGGAAUUCAUGGCAGACCUAUACGCGAGGUUUGUGGCACCAGGUCACGUAUCAUACAUGGAGAAGUACGUGAGCAAUGGCGCGGAGACAGUAAACACGCUUAGCUCCAUGGUGGGUACAUGCUCACUCUUCAUCGUGGGAAAGGGCGAUAGGGCCCAUGGCAGCAGAGGCAUGAUGACAAGUGACAUGGGGGACUGGGAUGAAGAAUGCCAGGAGCUAGGGCCCAUUGGUGAGCUCCUGUCCUCGGACGACUUGGUAGGUUGUGGUUCUGUUCUAGUGCUGCAGCAGCAUAACAAGCACAAGAUGAAGACAUGGAAUAAGGGCAACCAACAACAACAAUGUCAUCAAGCUCAGGACCACCAAGCUAGUGUAGUCGAUGCCGAUGCUGUUGUUGACAUCAUUGGAUCCUUCUCCAGCACAAGUAGUAGUAGUUAUUAUUCACAGCAAGCAAAUUGA